AUGGGCCGUGCCGUGCCGGGCCGGCCCGGCCCGUUUGGCCAGUCUGUGUCGGCCCGUGAACCAGCCUGCUGCUCGCUCCAUCUUCUCUUUCCUCCGCCGCACUCAACCACGUCCCUGUUGCCCGCCCCACUCAUCUCCUUCCUUCAUCUGCCCUAUUGCCCGCCCCACUCAUCUCCUUCCUUCAUCUGGCCUGUUGCCUGCUCCAUCUUCUCCGCCCCUGAUCCAAUGCUCGAAUCCAUGGCAGACAAGCCCACCUGGGUCACCAGUCUCCAGAUGAGUCAUGGCGAACCUGUACCCUUCAUCGAGCCCUCUCCCUCUUUCCUUCCCAUGAUUAAAUCUGCAGCACAGCAGCACACCACUGUUGCCAUUGCUGCAACGAACCAUCACGAGCCUGCGGUAUCUCGCAUCCAGUCCGUAGUGGAGCCACAGAUUGAAGGGAGAUUAGGGGAUCUCGAUUUGUUCGAGCUAGAUAGUUGGCAUGGUGGUCAAGACGGCGGUACUGUUGCAGAAACUAGGAUAUCCUCUCCAAUCUCUGUGGUAGCAGACGCCACUGUCCGUGCCAACGAGGAUGCGCUAAUCCAGAAGACAGAGCCCAUCGUACAGCAACCCACGGCGCGCGUCGGCUGCUGGAAACGGAGGAACAAAGGUGUUACAGGGCCUGAUGCAAGAGUAUGCCCGAGCAAGACAAGUUACCUGCAAGAUUGUAUUGCAAGAGCGACUGACAAUCACAGUAAAGACUUAUUUGCCCCCAUUGAGGGCAUAUUGUUCGACACAUGCAAUGAAGCAUAUGAGAUGUACAAUUUGUUUUCAUGGGAGAAUGGGUUUGGGAUUCGGCACUACAAAACAAGGACAAAUGGAACAGGGUACAAGGCUAUGCACGAGAUAGUCUGCCAGUGUCAGGGCAAGAGUGAGAAAGAGAACUCUGAAUCUUGUAGAACAGGAUGCAAGGCAAUGGUGCGCCUCCUUCGUACAAAGGACCAUGGGUGGUAUGUCUCCUUGUUUGUUAACGAGCACAACCACCCGUUGUCGGCUGGAUAUGAGGAGACGCGGUAUUGGAAUUCUCACAGUGUCAUAGAUCCUUUGUUGAAGGGCUUCAUUCGGAACCUAAGGGAGAACAAUGUCAGCCUGAGCAAGGUUUACAAUAUUCUUUGUGUGGCACAUGGCGAUGGUGCAUCUGUACCGUUCCGCAAGGAGAAUUUGAAGUACUUGUGCUCCCGUAUUGCGCAAGAAUCCAUAAAUGAAGACAUAUACAAAACAGUUGAUCUGCUGCAACAAAUGAAGACUGCUGACCCAAACCUGGAGGUGUGUGUAAAUGUCGACAAGGAAGGAUCUGUUCAGACUAUUUUAUGGUGCACCGGGAAAAACCGUGAAGAUUAUGCACACUUUGGCGAUGUGGUCACAUUUGAUACAACUUGCAGGACAAAUCUUUAUAACAUGCCAUUCGGCAUAUUUGUUGGUGUGAAUAACCACUUUCAGUCCACUAUCUUUGGAGGAGUUCUGAUGCGACAUGAGAACAUUAAGGGGUUUGAGUGGACAUUUAGAACCUUUGUCGAGACAAUGAAUGGCAAGCAUCCACAGACAAUUCUGACAGACCAAUGCAAGGCGAUGGAAGGAGCCAUAAAGAGUACAUUGCCUAACACCCAGCAUAGGUGGUGUAAGUGGCAUGUAUUGAGGUGUGCAAAGGAGAAGCUUGGGCCUGUUUACAGCAAGAACAGUGACUUCAAAAGGGAGUUCCAUGCAAUAAUAAAUGAAAUUAUAUGCGUUAAGGAGUUUGAGUGCAAGUGGUCUGAACUUUUACAAAAAUUCAAUUUGGCGGAUAACCUGUACCUAGAAAAUUUAUAUAGCAAGCGACAUAUGUGGGCAAAACCAUAUUUCUCUGGUGUCUUUUGUGCUGGAAUGACAAGUACCCAACGUAGCGAGAGCGCGAAUCACAUGUUGAAGCGGUACAUACCCAGAUCAUCACCCAUGCAUCUAUUCGUCAAGCAAUACAACAAGCUUCUUCAAUCGCGUUCAGCUGAUGAGAGUAGGCAGCAACACACCACAAAGAUGGUGCUGAUACGCAAUGAUGUGUUGAAGAUACCACCUAAGAAUAUUGUGAAGCGUUGGACCAAAUGGGCAAAGGACGUGCAGCCUUGCAACCUUCCUGUGCCACUUCCAUUUGACCAGCAGGAUGAUCUGUCAUACCGGCAGAAUAUUCUGUACAUCGCCGCUCUUGAGACAGUCAAGGAGACAUCUUGUUGCAAGAGCAUGCUUGGCAAGACGCUGAGAGUUUUACAGGAUCUCAAGACUGAGGCUAUAAGUCUUGGAACACCUUUGGUGACGUUUGUACCUGGUACAUGUACUAUUGUAGUUCCUGGAACACCUUUCGUGAUCUCUGUACCUGAUACAGGUUUGCAUCACCACGGCCGCCCCGCCCCAGCCUUACUUGAAGUUCGCAACUUCGUCACCUACACCAAUACACUCAAGAUCCACGAUGCUUCUCAUCCUCUGUCGGUCCAGACCACUCCUCCAUCCACCGCAAAGCACCACGGCCGCGCCGCCCCAGCCUUACUUGAAGUCCGCAACUUCGUCACCCAUGCCGAUACACCCGAGAUUCACGACGCUUCUCAUCCUCCAUCGGUCCAGACAACUCCUGCAUCCACCGCAAAGGUACCGUUCGCCCAUACGGUAGUCACCAUGGCCGGCGAGUGUUAG
This is a messenger RNA of Triticum urartu, 2694 nucleotides long. Its product is annotated as protein FAR1-RELATED SEQUENCE 5. NCBI's taxonomy places the organism in Eukaryota, Viridiplantae, Streptophyta, Magnoliopsida, Poales, Poaceae. The record is from RefSeq and is a predicted model, not a curated record.